UUUUUAUGUAAUUAAAGCUUAGAAUGUAAGUUUUAUGUUCCUUGAUUAUUGGGAAUUUAGAUACAAAGCAUUUGAUGAAUUGGAAGGGAUUGAAGCAGCUUGGAAUCAAAUAAAGGUUUCGGGUUUCUUGAGCCAUCCGGAGGAGCUAGAGAGUCUAUACUCGGAAGUUCAUUUGCUUAAAACGCCUAAGCAUAAGAACAUUAUAAAAUUUUACAGUUCUUGGGUUGAUACAACGAAGGAGCACAUCAACUUUAUUACUGAGAUUUCCAUCUCAGAAGAUUCUAUCAUCAUUUUUACCCUCGGUUUCAGUGGCCGGACUGAUUCUACUCCACCCGAAGCCCGAGCCCGAGCCCGAUGGGACCGUGCAAAAAAUGUUAAUGUUUUGGGUGUUGAGUUUGCAAAGAGUUCAGUUGAGGUACCAUUUGUGUGGCAUAUCCAAGUCAGCACAUGGAUUCGUCACUUUGUAGCUUGCUUUCACCAGAUUUCACCAGAGGCUACUCGACAGGUAUUAGGCACUUACACUAUUCGGAAUAAAUUUUUCGUUAAUCAUGAUUACGACUUAUUAUAAUAACAAAUAAUCUUUUAAUAAAAUAAUUUAAGGGGUUGUAUGCAUUAAAUAUAAACUUUGAGCGACUUUCAAUCCCUUUGCACCGUUCCCUUUUUAACUAUUUUUUAUUAUAAAUAAUAACACGACCGAAAUCGACUCAUUUAUUAGUACAUUGCACAAAUUGCUAACCUCUUUAAAUUCUUUUUUCUUUCAUGAAUCCCUGAAUGCUUUUAUGGAGAUUCUAAAGGUA
This is a messenger RNA of Helianthus annuus (common sunflower), 797 nucleotides long. RefSeq names its product lysophospholipid acyltransferase 2-like. The transcript has 2 exons. The record is from RefSeq and is a predicted model, not a curated record. Gene Ontology annotation, biological process: protein phosphorylation; intracellular signal transduction. NCBI's taxonomy places the organism in Eukaryota, Viridiplantae, Streptophyta, Magnoliopsida, Asterales, Asteraceae. Bases 35 to 568 code for a protein of 177 amino acids. Gene Ontology annotation, molecular function: protein serine/threonine kinase activity. Gene Ontology annotation, cellular component: cytoplasm.